This is a messenger RNA of Gryllus bimaculatus (two-spotted cricket), 5912 nucleotides long. The record is from the annotation of a GenBank genome assembly. Lineage: Eukaryota; Metazoa; Arthropoda; Insecta; Orthoptera; Gryllidae.
AUGGAAGAUAAGGGGCGCGAGCGGCGGGACGAGAGCCUGCGGGCGCUGGUGCGCCACCUGCACGACUCGUACAUCCCGCGCCGCCGCAAGUGGAUGGUGCUGUUCCCGGAGGGCGGCUUCCUGCGCAAGCGCCGCGACACCAGCCAGAAGUUCGCGCUGAAGAACAACCUGCCGGUGCUGCAGCACGUGUCGCUGCCGCGCGUGGGCGCCAUGCACACCAUCGUGGACGUGGCCCUCACAGCAGCUCCACGCCGUAUACAACGCAUAAAGCCCGCUGCGACACCUCACCGCGGAUCAGCACCUCCCGACGACACAACCUCGCAACCAGCCAGUCCUACUGACGGUACAGUGGCAGCUCGAACCCGGCCCUAUCAACCUCACAACACUGAGCUACCCCAACGCCAGUGCGCCCUGCAUCUCUGUAUGCACGCUCGCUUAUCUCACCAGCGAUCUCUACCUACCCGAUUGCUGCGGCGCUCUGCAAAGCCACUCAUAGUCGGCUGUGCUGCCUCCACCGUGUUGCUGGACCUCAUCCCAGCGCGCCUGCCCACCGUCGGUGUCCGACUGAGCUCACAAUGUCAUGAACUAUGUAGCAGUGACUUGAAUUGGGUGCUGGAUAUCACAAUUGCCUACCCGGAGGGGAAGCCUUUGGAUUUGGGGGCCAUCGUGACGGGGUACCGGCCCCCUUGCAAAACUCUCCUGUUCUAUCGCCUGUACCCCUGUAAAGAGGUGCCCCCAGUGUCAGAUUGUUGUGACACAAACAUUCUCAACACCACUGCCAGGGGUUCCUGCCACAGAGAGCAUCCCAGGCUGUGCUGCUCGUCGCCAUAGCAACAGGAGGGAUUCACUGGGCGUUGAACCUUUUCGGUGGUACCACCGACUCGGCUGCAAAACCAGGCAGCCAAUAGUCCUGUUUCACCACUGGAUGUCAGUGGAGAAGUAGGAAAGUGAUACAAUUCAAAAUGCAAAACAGGAUACAUAUACUAUGUUGUAGGUUACCAUUAGAAAACAAGAAAGAAAACACAAAAAGAACUUCCGUGAUACCAAUCAAGUAAUAAGUAGUGUAAUUUUAGUUUUGUACCUUUACGCUACAGUAAAAUCAGUUUUAAAAAUGUUAAGUUAAUCUUGCUCUAACACUGUGGCAGCCCUGAAAUGGGCAGACUUUUAAUAGAAGAGUUUCUGAAAGGAAACGUUUGCCUGUGUUAUUCAGUGGAGCCUUUGUGAUAUUUCAGUGCAAAGGGCGUUGAUUAGUUCACUUGUUUCAUAUUUCUCUGUAAUUGUAAAUAGUCCUUUUCAAGACUACAUAUUAUGCUUACUGGUUUUUAAGGUAGGUUUGUCAAACCUGGGAUUAGUACAUCUCCUGAAAAAUUGAAUGCCACGAGUUUUCAGGAACUAUGCAAGUAGAUUGUGAACUGAAAAAGAUUAAAGUGAAACAAAACGUGUAAAUGAAAUUUUAUUUUUAGUUCUCACACAGGGUUUUACGAAUAAAAUAAAAUCAUGCCUUAUCUGAAAUGAUUUAUUCAUAAAUAUUUAAGGUUAGAAAGCUGAACAGAAAAGCACCAAAACUAGUCAUGGUGUGUGAGGUACAAGAAGAUAUACUUGGAAGUGCAAUAGUAGUUUUCGUUUAUCAGUAAGUUAUGUAUUUACUCACAACUUCAGAUAAAAACUAAUUGGGAAAGUUUGUCUUAGAUCUGUUAAUCAUGUCUUUGUGUGUACCAAUGUUCACUUGUAAUUAGAGAAACCUUCUACUAAAAUGAAGGUUGUGUAUCAGUAAACUUGUGAAUAUUCUUGCAUGGUGUUAACUAAGAAUUAAACAAGUUUGGUUUUAUUAUCAAAAACAUUUUCCAAUUAACAGAUCUUGUCCUUAGGUACCCACGCUACAGUCAAUCAUAGGUGCAUUUAUAAUAACAUCAGUAAGCGUUCCCAUUCAACCAAAGUUAUUGCUCAUUUCAGCAAAAAACAAGUACCAUUCUGUAUCAUUUGCAAAGAAAAUUUGAUCUGCCUUUACAGUGUAGUACAGUGUUAUUGUAUAUUUGUAGUAACCAUCUCUUUUCUUGCAAACUUUUUCUUCAAUUUCUAAUUUUCUCCUCUUACAAAUUAAAAUUAUCUUCAACAUUCUGUUUAAGUAAUAUAUUGCUGAAAGAUAAAACUUUGCUUUAAGCACAAGAAAUAUUCAAGUUUACCAAUAAAUAGUUAAUUUUUCAAUGGAUGCAAUGUAAUUUAAAAAAACAGUGGAUGAUAACAAAAUUAUACAGCUGAAACUCUGAGAAUAGUUUUGUUUGCACAUCGCUUUGUUCAUUCUACUUGCAACAGGUUUGACGUUGCUACAAACGAAAAUUUCCUAGUGAAUAGUUAUAAUUAAAUUCAAGUUGCUGCCAGAACCUUCUAAAAUUGGUAGGAAGCCAUAUUCUGUGCUUUUGUAGGGCUUGUUACUACAAACUAAGAACUCAGCAGAGCCCUAAGUUUAUGAAUGGUAGAGAUGUUCCUUUUGUGAUGAAAGGAUUGCUAUGGCUGGCAAAAUUAUCAUAGGUUCUCCCAUGAAAUAAAAUGCUUGUCAUAAUUUUGAAUGUCCAGUAAAACCCCUCCUUUACACUUUUCAAGGGUCUGAGAAAAAAUUGUUUAAAUGGCAGGAAAACUAUAUUCGAGGAACCUGAAAGCGAGGUUUUACUGCAUUUGAGGGGUGGGCCUUCUAGUGGGCAAUGUCGUAGCUCUGAUUACUUUAAAUAGUGAUGAACACUAUCCGAUGUACAUGCUUCUUUUUGAUGAACGAUUUUGUAAGAUUUAGUGAACAUGUGCAUGUCCAGGGGGGCUUCUGUUCUUGGGUUCAGGAAGCCAAACAUGCCCCUAGCUGAAAUCGGAAAUAGUUUGUCAAAAAGAAGCAUGUGAAUCGGUUCAAAUACUGGAGGAAAGAAAGUUCAGUUCAAAUUGAAGAGUGGUUGGCAGCAGUCAUGGGCACUGUUGGUUGUUUUGCCAGUCAGUUUAGAAAUAAGUACUAGUUCUGCAUUUUUCUGUCUUUUUAUCACUUAGUGAGUCAGAUAUAAAGUUAAGAGUUUUUCACUGGUGUUGUUACAACAAAGUUGAAUGGGAAGAGGAGUCGGAAAGAACUUAAUAACAUGGAGAAAAAAUUAUUUGUAGGUAGAAAUAUAUAUUUACAGAAAUGAAGACUAGAAUAUCAAUUUCACGUCCUGUCCAUAGAUCGGUCAAUAUCUUCCUAGAUAUAGUUCUCUGCGAAUGUGUUGUGAUUUUGUUGAUAACAAAAUUAACAAAAUACAUAUUAAGCUGCAGUGAUUUUUUUAAAGAUAACUUCUGGAUUUGCUAUGAAAUAUCAAGAUGGCCAAAUUUUGGAAAUAUUGUUAAUUUGUACAUUACCGUAGUGAAAUAUGAGAGCUGACAAAAUAGUAUCAGAUUUGCUUUUAAUUCAUAAAUUCUUUAACAAGUGUGAAAUACAUUACAAAAAUCUGAUCAGGAGAAUCUUUUUUAAAUGAAUUAGAAAACAGGGAAUGGUCAGGGAACUUUGAUCCAGAAAAUGUGUGGCCAUCCUGAUUAUGAAUAAUAAUGGUUAAUUGCCAUGAAUAACUUGAGAUAAUGGUUUCUGUGAAAUGUGCGACAUCAAGACAAGUUUAUAUACAGUUGGUUAGGUGGUGAUGCCAUUUUGUUCAGUUCAAAUCCAGCUGGAAAAUCAAUCUACAAUGUGCAACAGAACGUUAAUUACUUUCAGAAACAUUCAAAGUUGGAAUAAAUAAUAUAUGUUUGUACUGAGUAAUUAUUUUCCUUGAUUAUUAUGAAUCAUCAUAAGAGUACUUUCACCUGAAAAUAUGUUUUAGUGAAGAACAAGAAAGAAAAUAACUCUUUGUAUGUAGAUGGUUGAAUAUAAGAAUGAUAUUGUUAAAAUGAUAUGUACUGGCAAAACAAUCAUGCUUAUAUCACUUAAAAUUGCCGUUACUACAGUCAUUGUUGCAUGUUAAAAUUUUAAAAGUUAUCUUGUUAAAGAUUUCUGAAAAUAUGAAGUUUAUUAUUUUAAUAACUGCAUUGUAACACUAGUGAUACACAAGCAAUGUGAACAUGGCAUUUCAGAAGUUAUUUUGUGGACACUGCUUUGCACGCAUAUUGCAAAUCUUUCAAACAAUUGCGCAGACAUUGUCUGUUGCUGGCUGUGCUAUUACGAAAUAAUAUCCUGGCUUGCUUCGUAUUUCUUGCCAUACUUUCCGUGAAAGUAAAAAAAAAAAAAAAAAACCCUUCUUCAUCCUUAUUAAGUUACAUUGGUUAUGGUGCCUUGUUUUAUUGACAGUAUUUUUUUGUGGAUGCUCAGAAAUGCUAAAAGUAAGAAAAUGAAUGAAAAUUAAUAAGAUGAUGUUUCAGGUCAUCCGGAAAUUACCAAUAAAAAAAAAACAUAAGAUUUGAAAUGUGUAUUUCUGUAUAAAAUGUACAGAAACAAGGAACUGUAACCAAUAUAACUUGGUAAAUUAAUGACAGUCAUAUAAAUAAUAUUAAAUUUUCAUAUUUAAUUUUCACCCUUUUCCUUUCAGUCAAGCAGGAAAACAAAUGACAAUUGCUGAUUGCUUUUCCUUCAUCUCAGUCUCACUUUUCUGCGUUAGUCUGUUUUAGAAUGUGUAUUUGCUGGGAGUGAAUGAUGUGUUGUAAGCUUUUUGCUUUAAAAAUGAGUUGGUUGUGGAGUUUUUAUGUAAGUGGUACGAUAAAUUGUUGAUACAAGUAAUAGCUGAUAUUUUUAAUUCUUUGGAGGGGACGGCCGUCCGACUGAGUAUCUGAGAUCUUCAGAUGAAUAGCUAUGCAGCAAGGAUGUUUUAGGCAUGCAUAGUGUUGUAUAUUCCUAUUUUAUUUAAAUGAUGAGGUAGCUUGACUUCAUUGUUUGUUUUGUAAUCCACUUAUUUAAUGUUCAUUGGACAAAAUGUUUCAGCAUUUGUAAUGGGUCAUGUAACUUCAUUACAUCAAGCUUUACUCACAUGGACUUAUUUAAUUAUUUAUGUACUUUUGCUUCAUAUUUUCUUUGUUUGUCUUUAUUCACUUCAUGUGUAUGAUUCACUGUCUUGUACAGAACAUAAAACACUAGAAAUCUUUCCAUUUGUUGUAGAUCACAUCAAAACAUACAGGUAACAUUUUAUUAGGAAAAUAUUAAAGAAUUAAUAUUUGAGUGAUUUGAAUCAACAAAUGUCAGCCUAUUGAGAAUUCCAUGCAAGUUAAAAAAUUUCAAACAGAAACAAAAAUCUGUUUUUUGUAUGUUACUUUUCAAGGAGUACAUUUUAUAAGUGUUUAUGAGUCUUUAGUGGCUUUAAACACAAAACAAGUGGUGUUAUGUAAAAUUAAACUUAAUUUAAUUUUAGUAUUUUAAUUUUAAGUUACUUGGGUGGCAAUACAUCAAUAUAAACUGGUUUCAUUUUUCUCCUCUAGAACGCUAAAACUAACCAACUUUUAGCAUUGAACAUGACAAGCAAGGUGUUCUGUCUUCAACUGUUCUAUAACAAUUUUUGAUAAAUUUUACUUGAAUGGUUUUCACACUCGGGCAACAAAAUGAUGUUUUCAAGCCCAGUGACAUAAUUAAAAGAGUAUAGCAAUGCACUACACUCUUGGUUUUUGUCCAAUGACCACUACAACAUGUGUUUAGACAGAUUGUGCAUUUAUUGUGAAAAUGGCAUGUAAAAUGUACUAGUAAAAGGUUUGGAAAAGAAUAUGUUGUUUUUCUUUUUUGUCAAAAAUAUUUUUGUAGAUGGUGAAAGUUUCUUCUUUAUUCUUCUCUUUGAACAUUUCUUGAGUAAGUUGUGAAUUAAUAGGGUGUUGAACACGUAAAGUAUCAGGUAUUUAGGACAAGUACCAGUUAAUUAAGAAAACUUAGUUGCAUCAGUAUGAAUUAUUUUUUAAGAAUGAAUGUACCAAGUUGUAUAAUUGAAAAAAAUUAG